AUGGUGCCUGACGACCCCAUGUCUGAAGGGAAGUCCAGGGCUUCUUUGGUAAGGGGCAUGCCUGGUCUCACUGUCCCAGGCUGUUCUGGAGGGGAGUGGAGGAGUACCCUGGGGGCAGUGAUAGGAGCUGAGUGCUAUGACAUUUCAGACAGCUGCCAAGAGGAGCAGGAGGCAGAGUCCCCGAAGCCGGACUCCUCCUACGACCACCUAGAGGAGAUGGAAACUUGUGAGGACAGAGGCUGCCCAGGGCCACCAAAGUUGCUGUCCCCCAAGGCUGGCACCACCACCAAGGGCCAGGCGGGCGAUGGACCUGAACUCACUGAAAUGCCUACAGCCCCCGAGACUCCAGGGAGCCCCGAGACCGAGCACAAUGCCGAGAUGGAGCUGGAGAAGGUGCGCAUGGAGUUCGAGCUCACGCGGCUCAAAUACGUACAUGAGGAGAAUGAGCGCCAGAGGCAGCAUGAGGAGGUGAUGGAGCAGCUGCAGCAGCAGGCGACACCCCACCUGUUCUCAGGAGGCCUCCAAGACCUCCUGCUCCCCCAGAACCAGUUUGCCAUGUUCCUGUACUGCUUCAUCUUUAUACACACAAUCUAUGUCACCAAGGAGAUGGUCUUCUUUCUCUUCUCCAAGCACUACCUGUUCUGCAUCGCGGCCAUUUUGCUCUGUUUGAUUAAAACUUUGUGGUCCUACUUCCAAGUGCCUUGCUCUCUCCAUCACUGGGAAUCUCUGCACUAUAGGGUUCUUAGGCCCUGA
Molecule: messenger RNA, 753 nt
Organism: Talpa occidentalis (Iberian mole)
Lineage: Eukaryota; Metazoa; Chordata; Mammalia; Eulipotyphla; Talpidae
Gene: TMEM247
Product: transmembrane protein 247
Exons: 3
Coding region: 1-753 (250 amino acids)
Cellular component (GO): endoplasmic reticulum
Source: RefSeq, a predicted model, not a curated record